CCAUAUCCCCAGUAGUUUGUCGCCGAGCGGGAAGUGGAAGAAGAUUACGUCGUCGCAGGUUGCACCUCCGCUGCUAAUUUACGCUUUCCAAGACGCCGGCGAUGGAAUCAGCCAGCCUCCAGCCGCCGACUCACCCUCGGUUCGGGGAGAUACCUCUCCCCAACCACCCGCGCGGCGGCGGCGGCGGCGGCGGCGGCUUCCACCGCCGCGCCCACUCCGAGACGUUUAUCAGCCUUCACGAUGGCCUCCUACUCGACUCCGAACCGGACUUCGAGAUCCCUGACAUCGACUUCUCCUCGUUCUCCGACGACACCGUAUCCGCGGACAGCGGGGCUCCCUUGGCCGCCAGGCCGGACCCGCCUGCCGCGACAGAGGCGAGGCAGAGACAGGUUCCUGGGGUACACUUCAGGAGCCUAUCGGUCGACACCUCGUUCUUUGAGGGGAUGUCUUUUCAGGAACCGGCAUCUGGUGGCAUAGGUGCUCCGGGAUCGGAGAAGAGGGGGCACCACCGCCGGAGCGGGUCCAUGGAUGGGGCGACCUCGGCGUUCCAGGGGGAGUCGGCGCUGCCAUUCCCUGAUUUCGCGAAGAAGGCGAUGCCCUCCGAUAAGCUUGCUGAGCUAGCUCUGAUUGAUCCCAAGAGAGCAAAGAGGAUUCUUGCUAAUAGACGGUCUGCUGCUCGUUCAAAGGAGAGGAAGAUUCACUAUACAACUGAACUUGAGCAGAAGAUUCAAGCACUUCAGAUAGAUGCAACCACUCUUUCUGCACAGCUUACGCAUUUUCAGAGAGACAGUACUAGUUUGACUGCUGAGAACAGAGAACUCAAGUUGCGAUUGCAGGCUAUGGAGCAACAGUCGAAACUUCGAGAGGCCCUCAAUGAAGCAUUGCGAGAAGAAGUCCAACGGCUCAAGAACCAAAUCGGAGAAGUCCCAAAUGCGAAUGGAAAUCAUUUUAGAACCAACAGUCUGCGAUCUAUGGCAAACUAUCCUGCUCAUCGUGAGGAAUUGCCUCGCCAAAACACUCAUCUUUCCCAGCAUAUCUAUUCAUCUCAGGCGGCCCAAGUUCCUUCAAAUGGUCAGCAACUGAGCGACCAAAGUUUAAUAGAUCUAGUGGACUUGAUGUGAGAGCAGAAAUCCCCUUAUCGUCUAGCUUCUAUUUGCCUCAAGCCCUAUUCUAUGAUGUUUGGUGAUGAGAUGUAUAGCAGCACACUUGUAUUUCGAUGUACAUUCACACCCUUACUAGUUUUCGAGGUCAAAAAUUGUAUGAGCGUGUGUUGUAAAACUUGGUGUAUAAAAUUGGCUGCUUGUCCCUUUAAUCUGAAGUUCAUGUUUGGAAA
Molecule: messenger RNA, 1333 nt
Organism: Zingiber officinale
Lineage: Eukaryota; Viridiplantae; Streptophyta; Magnoliopsida; Zingiberales; Zingiberaceae
Product: transcription factor VIP1-like
Exons: 4
Coding region: 102-1121 (339 amino acids)
Biological process (GO): regulation of DNA-templated transcription
Cellular component (GO): nucleus
Molecular function (GO): DNA-binding transcription factor activity
Source: RefSeq, a predicted model, not a curated record